Molecule: messenger RNA, 2948 nt
Organism: Eucalyptus grandis
Lineage: Eukaryota; Viridiplantae; Streptophyta; Magnoliopsida; Myrtales; Myrtaceae
Product: disease resistance protein RGA2
Exons: 2
Coding region: 89-2668 (859 amino acids)
Biological process (GO): defense response to other organism
Molecular function (GO): ADP binding
Source: RefSeq, a predicted model, not a curated record
UCUCGUUUAGACCAUCUAAUUCUCAAGCUAAAUAGGCAACUGCCAAUUUCUUCCACCUGUUUUUGGCCCAUUCCCUCCUCAGAAAAACAUGGCAGACCUCUUGAGCAUGGGAGAGGGGGUGCUUAAGAAGAUAGCCUCCCUCGCCCUCGUAGAGGCCGUCGCGAUUUAUGGUGUCGAGGACCAGAUCAGCGAGCUUAGAGAGACGUUGAGUUACAUCAAGGCAAAGCUGUCAGAUGCGGAGAAGCAGCAAGGGAAGAACCACUGCCAGCAAGUGUGGUUAGAUCAGCUUGAAGACAUAUUCUACGACGCGGAGGAUUUGCUCGAUGAACUCGAGUGUGAAGCCUCAAGGAAGAAGGUGAUAAGUCGCUACGGAGGCAUCAAAGAGAAGGUAAGCUUUUCCUUCUCUGAUCGACUAAUAUUCCGUGACAAACUCAGUCACAAAGUCAAGGAGAUAAAUGAGAGAUUAUCCAAAAUUUCUUAUGACAAAAGUCAAUUCGAUCUUAAUCUGGAGAGUACUGAUGAUGACAUGGCACAUAUGAAGUCACAAGAGGUGACUUACUCAUAUGUACACGAGUCGGAUGUCAUCGGAAGAGAUGCUGAUAAAAAAAAGAUAAUUGAGAUGUUGAUGCAGCCAACAGAUGACAAAAACCUUUCGGUAAUUCCCAUUGUGGGAAUGGGAGGUCUGGGCAAGACAGACCUAGCUAAAUUAGUUUACUAUGACCGUAGCGUGCAAGCCAAAUUUGAGUUGCGACUAUGGGUGUGGGUGUCAAAGGACUUUGAUUUAAAGAAAAUCAUUGAAAGAAUUAUUGAAGGUGCAACUGGUCAUUGGUUGAGCAACCUUGAUAUUGAGCAGUUGCGACCUUGUUUGCAAGAAACCAUCAAAGACAAAACAUUUCUUCUUGUCUUGGAUGAUGUAUGGCGUGAUGUAUGCUGUGAAGACUUCUGUAGAUGGAAAGAAUUGAGAGAUUUGCUUCGCGUUGGAGCUAGUGAAAGUAAGAUAAUUGUGACAACACGCGAUUCAAAAGUCGCUUCUACAAUAGGCACCCAUCGGCCGUAUAAUCUAGAAGGUCUUUCUCAUGAAAGCUUUAUGGUCUUGUUCAAAAGAUGCGCAUCCAGUGGAGAGGAAAAGGAGCCUCGUACUGAACUCCUUGAGAUUGUAAAUUAUAAUGUUGAAAAAUCACAAGGAAUGCCUCUCCUUGCGGUAAUUUUGGGGAAUCUACUUCCCAGAGAGGAAGAAGAAUGGUAUGGGGCAAAUAUGAGAGAUAGAGAAGCACGUGAGUUAGUGGAAGUAAAAAUUCUGCCGAGACUUAAGCUCAGCUAUGAUGAUUUACCAAUCCACUUAAAACGAUGUUUUUCUAUUUUGUCACUUUUCCCCAAAGGACAAAAAAUCAAGGCCGGGAAAUUAAUUAGGCUAUGGGUGGCUCUAGGACUCAUUAUUCCAACAAAGGAAAAGCAAAAACCGGAAGACAUUGGUGUUGACUAUGUGAAAGACCUUGGCCAGAGAUCUUUGAUCCAAGAAAUUGAGGAGUACGGAUCAGUAUUAUCUUUCAAAGUGCCCGAUUUGGUCCAUUCUCUUGCAACAACUGUAGGACGAAAAUAUUGUUCUACCGUUGACUUAAAUCCUCUACCGAUUCCUGAAAGUGUUCGGUACAUUUCGAUCCCUACUACUUCGUUAGAGGAAAUUCCGGACUACGAUGGAGUCCCACAUUUUUUGAGAAAUAAAACUUCAAAGAAGCUGCGUGCAAUUAUGAUUCAAUCCCAAGUCGAUGAAAGAGUUAUUACUAGAAAAUUUGCCAGAACAUGCAUCUCCAAGUGUAACCACUUACGGUAUCUCGACUUGUCAUAUGGUAGCUUUGAGAAGCUGCCAAGUUCCAUAGGCAACGUAAAGCAAUUGAGAUCAUUAAUUCUCUCUAAGAACAAGCAAUUGAAGAAGCUUCCGGACGCCGUUUGUGAGCUACAGAAUUUGCUACAUUUAGAUGUCAGUGGUUGCUCGGAGCUAGACGAGUUACCAAAAAAUAUGAAAUGGCUUGUCAAUCUUAUGUACCUAUAUAUAACAACAAAGCAAAAGAGUCUGCAAGAAAGCGGAAUACAGUAUUUGAAAAACCUGAAGUUUUUGGGACUCAAGGCAUGCCAAAAUCUCCAAGUUUUGUUUAAAGGUGCCUACCGACUGACUGGCCUUCAGGAGUUGCUAAUUAAAAACUGUGGGAGAUUAAUAUCCGUACCUUUUGGGGAAUUAAUCUCGCUGGAGCGUUUGUCCAUUGAGAGGUGCCCGCUCAUGUUGAUCCAGAAAAAGACCAGCUUUCCUUCGCGUCUUUGUGUACUGUCAAUUGCAAGUUUGGAACAAGUGAUGGAGCUGCUCCAACGUCUCAAUGAAUCUGCCUACACUUUGAAAUCGCUUUGCAUCCGUGACUGCCCAAACUUCACGGCUCUACCCGAAUGGCUUCCCAAUUAUACAUGUCUCAAGGAAAUUUGCUUGAUCCAAUGUCCCAAUCUAGCGUCCAUGCCACAAGGAAUCCAAUCCCUCACUACUCUCAAAGAAUUACACAUUUUAUAUUGUGGUGAGCUGAGCAAAAGAUGUGAUCCUCAAUCUGGCGAGGAUUGGCACAAAAUUGCUCAUGUUCCUCGAAUCAAACUUGAUUCAAAACAAAUACAAUGGACGGAGGAUUAGAUGAACUUCCAUAAUCUAUUUGCCAUGCCAUGUGGAUUUCUGCAAAGAUUUAGACAUGACCUCAGUUAAUCCUUCGUCAAUCUCUUUCAUUUUCAGGGAUGAAAACAAUAACCGUUGAUAUUGUACUUUUUACUUUCUUUACUUAAAUGAGUGGUGCUUUAUUAUUGUGUGUUUGUAUUGCAAAUUUCUCCAUUCGGAGAAUGUCUUGUUCGUAUUGUAAGAGACCUACUGUGGUAUUGUCUACUGGAAUUACCUCGGAAUGAUUUUUAUCUUUCGUUUA